Molecule: messenger RNA, 1624 nt
Organism: Aphanomyces invadans
Lineage: Eukaryota; Oomycota; Saprolegniomycetes; Saprolegniales; Verrucalvaceae
Exons: 4
Coding region: 189-1355 (388 amino acids)
Source: RefSeq, a predicted model, not a curated record
AGCUCGCGACCGUAGCAGUGUGCGCAUCGCUGGCCGUCAACCAUCAGCACGGGAUGUCGGCGAUGCUGCCCUCCUUCGGCGUGAAACGGUUUAACACCAGAAAUAGGGGCCAAUGGCAGACGUGUAUUUCGAUGCAUUUUUACCUGUGACGAUCCAUCGCGCCCCGACGCUGUACUUGUACUUGAACGAUGCCGCCGAAGACGGUGGACGAAGGCGUCGCCAAAUUGGAGCGCAAGAUCCGAAAACGAGGCUACAUGCGAAAGUUCAUGCAGGCCUACCGGAACAGAGAACGAAGUGAAGUAGAGGCGCUCAAGCUGCAAGUGGAAGCGCUCGAGCACGAACUGGCCACACGCCUCGUCAAGAGGACACCACCCACCGAUCCUGACAACACGCGAUGGCCGCUGGCCCUGCCGUGGAAAGAAGUCGCGGCGGCCAUGCACGCGAUGUGUGAAGAUGCUCAUUCGAAACAACGAGCGCUGCAGUACAAAUCUGAGGAAGCGGAAGCUGUACGACGCGACUUGCAAGAGUGGGUCGCGUCCUUCCACAACCCCACGGCGUCGCUGAGCAGUUGGAGCCGCACGUGGAGGGAUGUGACGCUCUUGGCGCAUCCUCGCUCGCGACAGCUCGGGAAGGAGUGGAUCACGCAGCACAUGUACCACAACUCAUCCCGGAUCUUCCGGCAGCAGGAGUGCCCACCCACGCACUACAGCAUCAUCGACAAUAGCUGGGACAUUGACUUUUCGUCCGGCGACUGCUAUUACAUCGUUGAGAGGGGCCACGUCGACUGGAAUAUGCCGCUCGAGAACGUUCAAUCCAUGUUUCGGAACCACUUGUGCUCCAUGUUUACGCUGGAUGCGUUCUGCCCCCUUACUGCCAAAACAUUGACGGAAGCGACCGGCAACACGGUGCUCCAUCGCCUAGUUAUGCCAAACGGGGACGACGCUGCCCCCAAGCAGUAUGUGAAUCUCCUCGGCGCUGAAUUCAACGAACCCGACAAUCGGACGGUCGUCGUGGUGACACAAAUUCAGGAUGACGAAGCGGCAACCCGCUACGCAUCGUCGCUACCCCAGCGCAGCCGCAUGACUUGGGUCGAGCUGCAUGGGGAGGCGCCGAAUCGAACCCGGGGACGCUAUGUAUCGAUCGUGUCGCAGCAGUUCACAAAGGCUGGUGGGUUCAUCUCGAUGGUGGACGAAGCGCGGGCGUGGGGCCACGAUUUGACCGAGGUCAACGAAUGGGAACAGGACGACCUGUUCUUGAGGCUACAUCGCAUUCGCAACGAGGGCCUCAAGUCGUCCAGACAGCAAUGGUACAGUUCGAUCAUCAACCAUGAACUAGCCCACUGCCACGGCAUCUGAGGCGCCAUCAAGGCAGAGGCCUCGGACGAAGGAAGACUGCCUUCGUAGUGAAUGAAACCACACACGUUUCCGACGACGAAACCAGCAUGGGGAUGCAACCGACCGGCCGUCCACGAACGAACGUCCGCAGCCACUAGUUGUUUUACUUUAACAUGCAGUGAGCUACGGCUGGGCUUGGGUGAGGAACUUCAUCAUGUUGGUAUUCGCCAGCGCGAGUGCGACUCUCGUCCGCGACACCAACUCACAUGAUGGAUUGACUGGACAGUCGC